Messenger RNA from Microsporum canis CBS 113480, 1338 nucleotides. RefSeq names its product sarcosine oxidase. Gene Ontology annotation, molecular function: saccharopine oxidase activity; flavin adenine dinucleotide binding; sarcosine oxidase activity. Bases 1 to 1338 code for a protein of 445 amino acids. The transcript is spliced from 3 exons. Lineage: Eukaryota; Fungi; Ascomycota; Eurotiomycetes; Onygenales; Arthrodermataceae. The record is from RefSeq and is a predicted model, not a curated record.
AUGGAUUCGGUGCCUAAUCGGAAGCCAUCGCCUACCACGCCUGGCUCCAGCUCAUACUUGAUUAUUGGUGCUGGCUGCUUUGGAGCAUCGGCCGCACUGCAACUUGCCCGCUCUGAUCCUGCAUCAGCUUCUCAUAUCACUCUAAUCGACCGCACUCCUUACCCUUGCCCGUCGGCAGCCGCCCAUGAUCUAAACAAGAUCAUUCGCGCAGAAUAUACGGAUCCAUUCUAUAUGCGCCUUGCACUCGAGGCCAUGGAUGUGUGGAAGUCUGAUCCUGUCUUUAGCCCGUAUUUUCACCAGGUGGGCAUGCUGUUCCCCACAACACAUGAACAGGUGAAUAGGAUUGUGGGAAAUUAUACCAGUAUAGCUUCUGAAAGAGGCAGUCCAAUGACUUCUACUCCAGUUGAAAUUAUUGAGCCUGAGACGGCCAAAGGUCGGUUUGGUGGUAUUUUCCGCGAUGCAUGCUGGGACGGAGUGGAGACGUGUUUGUUCAAUGCAGAGGCUGGAUGGGGGGAUGCAGAGAGUGCGUUGCAAAAUGUGAUCAAGUCCGCCGUCUUGUUGGGUGUUACAUAUGUCCCGCUUGCUGUUGAGAGACUACUAUUUGAUGAGACUGGAGGCUGUAUCGGCGCAAGAACUGUUACAGAUCUGGAUUUGCAUGCACAGCAUGUUAUCCUCUGUACCGGAGCGAGCACUGCCAGCUUACUGGCCAAUAGUGCUCCAGACAGAUCAAACUUGCAAAUUGGCGACAGAAUUGUUGCUGCUGCAGCAAUUAUGGGUGCCUACCGCGUUCCAACAGAUCAGAUGCGCAAGUUUGAAUCUGCUCCAAUUGUUGUGAAUCCUGUUGGAGAUACCCCUGGAGAGAGCAUCCCCCCUAGUAGUGCUGGGCUACUCAAAUGCACCCACGAACUAAGUUUUACCAACAUGGUUCAUCAUGACCGUCUACAUCGGCAAAUUUCUACUCCGCCAGAGGAUCCGCUCUACAGCACCUGGACUCAUGAUGUUCCAUCGCAGCUGAAAAACGAGGUCCAAAGUGUCAAAAAUAUGCUUUAUGGGCAACAUGUGGGCAACCUAAUUCCAGAAUUCUAUAGGAUGGAUGCUGUGACGCCAAAUCAAGAUUUUAUUAUCUGUGCCCAUCCACAUUCUGAGCGUCUUUAUAUUGUAAGUGGAGGUUCGUUCCAUGGAUGGAAAUUUAUGGCCAAUAUUGGACGUUACGUCGAGAAAAUGGUCAAGGGAGAACUGGACCCGGAAUCUUCUCAGCGAUGGGCAUGGGACAGGAGUAACGAGGGGGGAGCAUGCGCCGUCUAUCUCCCUUCAAGAGACUUACAGGACAUCUCAUAG